Messenger RNA from Cannabis sativa, 1462 nucleotides. RefSeq lists its product as uncharacterized. Lineage: Eukaryota; Viridiplantae; Streptophyta; Magnoliopsida; Rosales; Cannabaceae. The transcript is spliced from 2 exons. Gene Ontology annotation, molecular function: protein binding. The record is from RefSeq and is a predicted model, not a curated record. The coding region runs from base 250 to 1284 and encodes 344 amino acids.
AAAUAACAUUAUUAUUAUUAUAAAUAAAUGAAUGGCAUGUCCUAUAUUUAGAUAUUUAAAAAAAAUAAAAAAAAAAUAAUUUAAUUGUGUUGAAAUUAUGAAUGGCCUAAAAUUGUUUUUGCUUAUUUAAUAACUACCUUCCCUUCAUUCUUUCUUUCACUUUUAAAUUUUUAAAUUUUAUUUCUUGUCGAGUUUUCUGAGUCGAAUCAGCUUGACUCGGUUGGUGGUGGUUUUCAAUUCUAAUCAUCUAUGGCGAGCGAAGAAGAAGAAGAAGAAGAAGAAGAAGCCAUUAAUGGUGGUUUAUCAUUAUCAUUAUCAUCAUCAUCAUCACCAGAGGAUCUCCCACCUUCCCCAAAAAACAAGUUCAAAUUUUUAUGUAGCCAUGGUGGAAGAAUCUUACCCAGACCUGCCGACGGCCACCUCAAGUACGUCGGCGGUGAGACCCGAGUCAUUGCCGUUCCUCGCCAUAUUUCUUUCUCAGAGUUAAACAAGAGGCUUUCAGAUAUGAUCAAGGAAGGAGAUAACAACAACAACAACAACAACAACAACAACAUGGUACUUAAAUACCAAUUGGGUUUUGAAGAUCUUGAUGCAUUAGUCUCAAUAAGAACAGAUGAAGAUUUAAAGCACAUGUUAGAUGAGUAUGAUCGUCAAUUAGAGACAAUUGAAGGCUCACCAAAGCUUCGUAUUUUCUUAUUCCCAUCAUCACCACAACAACAACAUUCUACAAUAGACUCUCAUAACAACAACAACAACAACAACUCAAUUGAACAACGUUAUAUUGAUGCCAUUAAUGGUGUUGUUCGUAUAAACAAAACCAACAAACAACAACAACAACCUCCCAAUAUUGUUACCACUUUCACCAUUUCAGCUUGUUCUUCACCAAACUCAAACUCCCCUGAUUUUCAAGCCAUUAAUGAAGGACAUGAGAUCAUGUUUUCUUCGAAUAAUUGUAACAAUUUGCAUAGGGUUCAAAGUUCUCCAAGUCUCUAUCGUUCAAAUAGUCCUCAAUGGAUUAAUAGUGGUUAUAUUCCUCAAGCUUAUCACUAUGGUCUUCCUCAACAAAAUUACCUUUUGGAUCUUCAAAAGGCUGCAGCUAGUGAGCGACUCGCCCCGGCGUUGUCCAUGGCUAGAGGUGAGUUUAGAAGAGGAGUUUUUGGUCAUGGUGGUGGUGGUGUUGUUAGGCAUGAUUUUUGUGGUUAUGGUACUAAUAAUUUUCAUGGGAUUGAUCAUAGAGAUGAUGUUAGUCAUCCUAAGAGUCCUAGAAAGAAAUUUUGGGAGUAGAUUCUUUGUUUUGUCCCUUUUUUGUGUGUGUGUGUAUAUAGAUUGUUAUUUCUUUGUUUUGAUUUUGUGUUUGUUAAAGUUUUUGUGUGAUAUUCUAUGUGGUGUUAUGUUGAAUCAAUUCCAUUAAGGAAAAUGGUGUGUUUGGUGAGUUUGGAUCACAAGCACAAUGUUCCUAAUA